AAAACAGUUGCAAACAUUUUAAUUCUAAAGGAUAACGUGUAUUUUUUAUAUUGUGGAGUAAAUAAAAAGAAGCUGGUGAAACUAUGGGUGUAACUGAUCCAAACAGUACGGAGCAUAGAGAAGGAGAAUCUUCACAGGAUGCAGAUCGAGUCAAAGCUCUGCAGUCUCAAGUGGACGGGGUCAAGGAUAUUAUGACCCAGAAUGUUGAUCGAAUUCUGGCCCGUGGAGAAAGACUGGAUGAUCUAAUGGGAAAAUCUGAAGACCUGGAGGCCGGGGCCCAGAACUUCAAGCAAACCUCCCAGAAGGUCGCUCGUGCUUUCUGGUGGAAAAACGUGAAGCUGAUUGUGCUGAUUGUUGUGAUAGUUCUGGUCAUUUUACUGAUUAUCAUAUUCCUUGCAACUGGUGUGAUUCCAGUCAGUGGAAGUGCUCCAAAACCUCCAACCGUAACGCCACCAUAGGAUUAGGAGCAAAAGAUCAAUUACACAAACACAGUCACAUAUACAUAUCGAUAUAUAUAGAGAGAGAGGGUGAGCAGUGUCCACACACCAACACGUAUAACACACACUUCCUUUAUUUGCACAUUUUACUCCUAUACCUUCAUAUAUCAUGCUAUCAUGUCAUCUUAUAAUGAGGAGCUUUUAUAAUGACAGCCUUGAAACCUUGAAGUGGAAGUAGUUUAAAGACACAACACUGUCUUCUUGACAUACUUUUCACCUCCUGUAAAACAAAAACAUCACUUCAGCUGUCUUUAUGGGCUUCUAAAGCCUGAUGAAAUGCCACAACUGUCUGAAGUUACAAUAUAUUUCACACUGAAGGUAACCUUAUUGAAUUAGAGAAGGUAAUGGGGGACGUACUGCUGAAUGAAUUAUGAAGUAUAUUUAAGACUGUUAUAAUAUAUUACGUAAGUUGUUACUUGUAAUUAUGGAUUAGUUUUAGAUCUUAAGAUUGUCUUUAUUUUGUAUUCGAUGGGUAGCUGUUUUGUCAACAUUUAUGUUAGUUAUACAUGUGAAAGGUCAAAUAAAACUUUGUUCUUAGAAUGUAGCUUUAUAGAAAACACACCGUUUUGUUGAGGAAAUUAUAAAAUUGUGAGAUAGUUCCAGGUCUUAAAUUAAGUUUCUGAAAUCACCAAUGUCCAAAGCUUUAAAACAGAACAAUUUUCUUCCUAUACAGAAUUGAUAAAAUAUUUUUAUGGAAAAAAAGAGCACCUGAACAAGGUCAUUUAGAGAGGAAAUGGGUAUUUUAUUUAUGUCGUUCUUCCUAAUCUGAAAUCUCUGCAUUGAAUGAAUGUGACAAAGUUUAACACUUGCACUGUAAACACAUGCAGUCAGUACUGUAAUGGAAAUUUCAUACUGCAUCAAAAAAAAAAUGUGUUCCACAGUGGCGUUUUAAGACGCAUACUUUUUUCUCAGACAGAAACAGAAAUGUUUAAGAGUCUGUACUGUAAUUUAAGUUUGCGGUUUUUACAUAUCUGGAUUUAUGCAUUGAAAAUCACUUCUCUGAAUUGAUGUCUGAUCUCACUGUAGAUCAGUCUGCUGUUAGCUCCAUGCACUUUGUUUUGUAGAGGUCAAGGCAAUGUCUGUAUGUAGUCAGAAUGACUUGACUGUUCAAAUGUUUGUAAACCUGAGUCUUAUUAUGCUGUAUGUUUCGUAGCAUCCAUUAACAUCAUAGGGUAUUUAAAAACAUAUGAGGGUUUUAAACAUUUGUAUGUAUUAUUCUUCUUAAUAUUAUACACAAAUGAUUACAUCAAAUAAUAAAAAGUGAUUUUAUCUACAGCAAAUUGUCAUUAAAUACAAGAAUAAAUUAAUAAAAACCUUUAAUAAAAA
Molecule: messenger RNA, 1823 nt
Organism: Danio rerio (zebrafish)
Lineage: Eukaryota; Metazoa; Chordata; Actinopteri; Cypriniformes; Danionidae
Gene: vamp8
Product: vesicle-associated membrane protein 8 (endobrevin)
Biological process (GO): vesicle-mediated transport
Cellular component (GO): endomembrane system; cytoplasm; membrane
Source: RefSeq, marked validated